Chlorella variabilis is the source of this 1176-nucleotide messenger RNA. Its product is annotated as expressed protein. The coding region runs from base 1 to 1176 and encodes 391 amino acids. The record is from RefSeq and is a predicted model, not a curated record. Lineage: Eukaryota; Viridiplantae; Chlorophyta; Trebouxiophyceae; Chlorellales; Chlorellaceae. The transcript is spliced from 8 exons.
AUGGCGGGCAGCAGCCGCGAGCGCCUUCUCCUGGUGCUGCUCGUGGCAGGCACGGCUUGGGGCCGCAGUGUCGAGCUGAGCGGGCCCGACGUGCUGGUCCCCAGGAGCAGUAGGCUGCCCCUGCCGCCCUCGCUCAACGACAGCGCCACGGCGGCGCUGCUGCUGGCAAACGGAGACGACGCCAAGAUACAGCUGCGGCUGUGCGAGUGCGAGCGUGCCACGGGCGCGCCCAGCGGACUCAGCUGCGAUAAGGAGGGGUGGUUUAUCAGCUCCUGGGAGCGGCAGGGCCAGUGGGUGGCCGGCGGAGGCUACGUGCCGCUGUCGCAUGCCAUUUGCUGCCGCCCCUGCCUGCCCGACGAGCUGCCUCCCGACCCCAGCGGCCGCAUCCCAGCCGGCGAGAAGCCGCUGGCUGUCAUCUCGCUGGGCUGCCACGCCUCCACCGACCGCUCGCUCAGCACUCGGUGCGAGGCGGGCGCCGGCAGCUUUGUGACGGGGUACAGCGAAGCGGUGAAGGUGUUCACCACGCCUGAUACGUUCUAUCCGAUCAACACAGUGCAGUGCUGCACCCCCGCGCUGCUGCUGGACAGCGGGGAUGCCUGGGAGCUGGAGCGGUGUGGGUGCCACGACAGCCGCGACCCAGACUUCCCCGUGAACUGCGGCGGCACCACCACCGACGAGCUGCUGCUGGGCUACGUCUUCUUCAGGCUGUCGCCGCUGGGGCAUGUGGUGCCGGUGGGGCCCGCCCAGUGCUGCAAGGCGUGCCUAUCCAGCACUGUGCACCCCAUGAACCAAUGCGACGACCUCAACUCGUGCUCGGGCCACGGCGUGUGCAACAUGCGGCGCUGCGAGUGCUUUGACGGCUGGACGGGGCCGGACUGCGGGGAGCCGGCGCGCAACGGCAAGAGCAUACCUCCUUGGGCCAUAGCCCUAAUCGUGCUGAGCUCCAGCGCGCUGGCCGGCAUCUUCAUCAUCGCCGCCGGCUACGCGCUACAGGCGCUGGGCCUGGCGCCCACCACUCCAACUGGCAGCGAGGAUGGCGACGGCGACGAGCGGCAGCCGCUGCUGAUCCGGUUGGACGCAGAUGACUCUGGCAGCGUGGGCUCCGCCGACACAACAGGCACGAACUGCGAGGAUGAUGUGGAGGCUGACGAGGUUUUUAGGGUUCGAGGCGCGUGA